Messenger RNA from Pteropus alecto (black flying fox), 3638 nucleotides. RefSeq names its product dynamin 1 (gene DNM1). Gene Ontology annotation, molecular function: GTPase activity; microtubule binding; GTP binding. Gene Ontology annotation, cellular component: microtubule; membrane; cytoplasm. The record is from RefSeq and is a predicted model, not a curated record. The transcript has 22 exons. Bases 27 to 2621 code for a protein of 864 amino acids. NCBI's taxonomy places the organism in Eukaryota, Metazoa, Chordata, Mammalia, Chiroptera, Pteropodidae.
CGCAGCCCGCGGGGCCCGCCGCAGCCAUGGGCAACCGCGGCAUGGAAGAUCUCAUCCCGCUGGUCAACCGGUUGCAGGACGCCUUCUCCGCCAUCGGCCAGAACGCGGACCUCGACCUGCCGCAGAUCGCUGUGGUGGGAGGCCAGAGCGCGGGCAAGAGCUCGGUGCUAGAGAAUUUCGUAGGCAGGGACUUCCUGCCCCGAGGAUCUGGCAUUGUCACCAGACGCCCACUGGUCCUGCAGCUGGUCAAUGCUACCACAGAAUAUGCCGAGUUCUUGCACUGCAAGGGGAAGAAGUUCACCGACUUCGAGGAGGUGCGCCUGGAGAUCGAGGCUGAGACCGACCGGGUCACCGGCACCAACAAGGGCAUCUCGCCGGUGCCCAUCAACCUCCGUGUCUACUCGCCGCACGUGCUGAACCUGACCCUGGUGGACCUGCCCGGAAUGACCAAGGUCCCGGUAGGGGACCAGCCUCCAGACAUCGAGUUCCAGAUCCGGGACAUGCUUAUGCAGUUCGUCACCAAGGAGAACUGCCUUAUCCUGGCCGUGUCCCCGGCCAACUCUGACCUGGCCAACUCUGAUGCCCUCAAGGUCGCCAAGGAGGUAGACCCCCAGGGUCAGCGCACCAUCGGGGUCAUCACCAAGCUGGACCUGAUGGACGAGGGCACAGAUGCCCGUGACGUGCUGGAGAACAAACUGCUCCCCCUGCGCAGAGGCUACAUUGGGGUAGUGAACCGGAGCCAGAAGGACAUCGAUGGCAAGAAGGAUAUCACAGCUGCCUUGGCCGCUGAACGCAAGUUCUUCCUGUCUCACCCGUCCUACCGCCACCUGGCUGACCGCAUGGGCACUCCCUACCUGCAGAAGGUCCUCAACCAGCAACUGACGAACCACAUCCGGGACACACUGCCGGGACUGCGGAACAAGCUGCAGAGCCAGCUGCUGUCCAUCGAGAAGGAGGUGGAGGAGUACAAGAACUUCCGCCCCGAUGACCCAGCUCGCAAGACCAAGGCCCUGCUGCAGAUGGUCCAGCAGUUCGCCGUGGACUUCGAGAAGCGCAUUGAGGGCUCAGGGGACCAGAUUGACACCUAUGAACUAUCAGGAGGAGCCCGCAUCAACCGGAUCUUUCAUGAGCGCUUCCCUUUUGAGCUGGUCAAGAUGGAGUUUGACGAGAAGGAACUCCGAAGGGAGAUCAGCUAUGCCAUCAAGAACAUCCACGGCAUUAGAACGGGGCUCUUUACCCCAGACAUGGCCUUUGAGACCAUUGUGAAAAAGCAGGUGAAGAAGAUCCGAGAACCGUGUCUCAAGUGUGUGGACAUGGUUAUCUCGGAGCUAAUCAGCACCGUUAGACAGUGCACCAAGAAGCUCCAGCAGUACCCACGGCUGCGGGAGGAGAUGGAGCGCAUCGUGACCACCCACAUCCGGGAGCGCGAGGGUCGCACCAAGGAGCAGGUCAUGCUUCUCAUUGAUAUUGAGCUGGCUUACAUGAAUACCAACCACGAGGACUUCAUAGGCUUUGCCAAUGCUCAGCAGAGGAGCAACCAGAUGAGCAAGAAGAAGGCUUCAGGGAACCAGGAUGAGAUUCUGGUCAUCCGGAAGGGCUGGCUGACCAUCAACAACAUUGGCAUCAUGAAGGGGGGCUCCAAGGAGUAUUGGUUCGUGCUGACCGCUGAGAAUCUGUCCUGGUACAAAGACGAUGAGGAGAAAGAGAAGAAAUACAUGCUGUCCGUGGACAACCUGAAGCUGAGGGACGUGGAAAAGGGCUUCAUGUCAAGCAAGCACAUCUUUGCCCUGUUCAACACGGAGCAGAGAAAUGUCUACAAGGAUUAUCGGCAGCUGGAAUUGGCCUGUGAGACACAGGAGGAGGUGGAUAGCUGGAAGGCCUCCUUCUUGAGGGCUGGCGUGUACCCCGAACGUGUUGGGGACAAGGAGAAAGCCAGUGAGACCGAGGAGAAUGGCUCAGACAGCUUCAUGCACUCCAUGGACCCACAGCUGGAAAGGCAGGUGGAGACCAUCCGGAACCUGGUGGACUCGUACAUGGCCAUCGUCAACAAGACCGUGCGGGACCUCAUGCCUAAGACCAUCAUGCACCUCAUGAUCAACAAUACCAAGGAAUUCAUCUUCUCGGAGCUGCUGGCCAACCUCUACUCGUGCGGGGACCAGAACACACUGAUGGAGGAGUCGGCUGAGCAGGCACAGCGACGUGACGAGAUGCUGCGCAUGUACCACGCACUGAAGGAGGCGCUCAGCAUCAUCGGCGACAUCAACACGACCACCGUCAGCACGCCCAUGCCCCCGCCCGUGGACGACUCCUGGCUGCAGGUGCAGAGCGUACCGGCUGGACGCAGGUCACCCACGUCCAGCCCCACGCCGCAGCGCAGAGCCCCCGCCGUGCCCCCAGCCCGGCCCGGGUCGCGGGGCCCUGCUCCUGGGCCUCCGCCUGCUGGGUCCGCCCUGGGGGGGGCGCCCCCCGUGCCCUCCAGGCCGGGGGCUUCCCCUGACCCCUUCGGUCCUCCCCCCCAGGUGCCCUCGCGCCCCAACCGCGCCCCGCCCGGGGUCCCCAGCCGAUCGGGUCAGGCAAGUCCAUCCCGUCCUGAGAGCCCCAGGCCCCCCUUCGACCUCUAACCAGAUCCCUUCUAUUCCUCGGAGAGCUCCCUUUCCAAGCCUGCCUGGACGGCUGUUCUGUGACUUGACAGUGGCUCCCCAGCCCCAAAGCCUCCCUCUUCAUCUGUGACUUAGUCUUUUGUAGUGGUGAGCUGACACACCCAGCGUGACGUUGGUGAAACUUGUGCCCCUCUGUGGUAUUGCUCCUGCUCCGUUCUAUAAAUAUCUAUAAAUACUCAUAUAUAUAUAUAUAUUCACACACAUACACAUGGCCGCCAUAGCCUCGCCUCUAGCGCUGGGAAUCACCGUGCCGUCCUUGAGGAGUCUUGUGGCCCAACUACAAGGGAACACUGUCACCCUGACAUCCCCCUCCAAAGCGUGCCACCUCCAGUGAGCCUCCCUGUCAUGCCCAGCCCGUGGACAGCCAGCCCCACUCUGCCACCUUCCUGUCCCUCCCCCGCUAAGCGCGGGGGUGCUGUACCGGCAGCUGUGUGGCUCUCGCUGUGACCAGUCUUGCUGUCUCUUGGCUGAGAAUAAAACCCAUUUCUGGACGAUGGGAAACAGUGUGUCUUCUGCUGCCUUGUGUUCUCUGUGGCACCCAGGGAGAGGUGAAGUUUUGAACAUUGGGGUGCAGGGGUAGGGCAGCACCCGGCCAUUGCUAGGGUGCUGUCGGGAGUAUGAAACAAGCCCCCGUCCUCUCCAAGGCCUACUGGGAAGGCACCUGGAGAGUAGCAGGUCCUUGUCCUGUGAACCCUGCCCUGACCCCUAGGGCACAGGGCCACCAACUCAACCAGCGGGGAGGAUGCGGGGCAUGGGCAGGCACUGUGGAGGGACGGGACAAACAGGCCACCAGGGCAGGGACAUGGAAACCCCUUGGCCUGGAAGUCAGCUCUCUUGGGUGCUGGCACCCUGCUUUCCCUCUCCAGGAUUACGUCAGGCUUCUGAGUCUGUCGGCCAUUAGGGCAGGCCUGUCCUUUAUAGCCCCCUGGUAAUCCCCUCAGGAUCCCCCAGGCUUCACCAAGCAGCAUGCAGGUGACA